Molecule: messenger RNA, 5613 nt
Organism: Drosophila serrata
Lineage: Eukaryota; Metazoa; Arthropoda; Insecta; Diptera; Drosophilidae
Gene: Col4a1
Product: Collagen type IV alpha 1
Biological process (GO): extracellular matrix organization
Cellular component (GO): collagen trimer
Molecular function (GO): extracellular matrix structural constituent conferring tensile strength
Source: RefSeq, a predicted model, not a curated record
GUGCGGAGUGCUCGUGUGUUCAGUGCGCUCCCGUCGAUCCGCUUAGAUAGAUCGGUUUCCUGCCCAACGACGGCAACAUAAUAAAAAAAUAUAAAACUCGACGACGACAGAGCUAAUAAUUGUGCAGGCUUAAGUGCAUCAGGGGCAUCAUGUUGCCCUUUUGGAAGCGGCUGCUGUACGCCGCUGUCAUCGCUGGAGCGUUAGUUGGUGCCAACGCUCAAUUCUGGAAGACCGCUGGCACGGCCGGAUCGAUUCAGGACUCGGUCAGGCAUCACAAUCGAAACGAUCCUCCAUUCCCAAUUGACGACAGCUAUGACAUCGUGGACUCGGCCACCAUUCAGCGCGGCGGAAAGCUGCCUCAGAACUGCACGGCCGGCUAUGCGGGCUGUGUGCCCAAGUGCAUUGCGGAGAAGGGCAAUCGUGGCCUGCCGGGUCCGCUGGGACCCACGGGACCCAAGGGCGUGACCGGAUACACUGGCCUCGACGGACCGCCCGGCGACAAGGGCCAGAAGGGUGAUCCCGGCCCAUAUGGACUGCGUGGCGACAAGGGCGAGCGCGGAUCUCGUGGUAUUCCCGGCCAGCCCGGUGUUGCCGGCGUACAGGGUUCUGCUGGCAAUCCUGGUUCGCCCGGUACACCCGGCAAGGAUGGCUGCAACGGCGAAGACGGUCUGCCCGGCGUGAUGGGUCUCUCUGGAAUGGCUGGACCGCGCGGUUACAUCGGCGUCGGUGGCGCCAAGGGUGAGAAGGGUGAGCCGGCCAAGGAGAAUGGUGACUAUGCCAAGGGCGAGAAGGGUGAGCCCGGUUUCACAGGACAAUCGGGCUUCCCUGGACCCCAGGGCGGACCCGGUGAGAAGGGUGAGCGUGGCGACACUGGACCGUAUGGUGCGAAGGGACCCCGCGGUGACCAUGGCUCCAAGGGUGAGAAGGGUGCCUCCUGUGUUGGCACCAUGAUGCCCGGCGCCAAGGGAGACAAGGGUGAGAAGGGUGACCCGGCGCCUGGAAAGCAGGGUACCGGAUCCGAAACCAUCAUUGGAGCGAAGGGUGAACCAGGACAGAAGGGUGAAGUUGGUCCAUUUGGACGCAAAGGUGAACCCGGACUGGCUGGCGACAUGGGACUCGAUGGACAAAAGGGCGAGAAGGGUCUGCCCGGCGGCCCCGGUGAUCGUGGUCGCCAAGGAAACUUCGGACCCCCAGGACCUUCAGGACAAAAGGGAGAUCGCGGUGAGACAGGUCUGAACGGUCUGCCCGGCGUUCCCGGUCAAAAGGGAGAGGCUGGACGUCCUGGAGCCAAGGGUCAACCUGGCUUGACCGGUACCCAAGGACCACCCGGCGGCGGAAGCGGAAUUCCCGGCUCUCCUGGACCAGUUGGACCUCGCGGCUACACCGGACCCCCGGGACCCCAGGGAUUGAGCGGAUCUGAUGGACAGCCGGGUCUGCAAGGCUAUCCUGGACAAAAGGGCGGCACUGGAAUGCCUGGUCGCCCUGGCGGCGAAGGACCACCGGGACAGAAGGGUGACAAGGGUAUCGCAGGACGCGAUGGCUCUCCGGGACCAGUCGGACCCAUUGGACACCAAGGACCCCCAGGACCCGAGGGACAGAAGGGUGACUCCGGUCUGCCCGGCUAUGGCACUCAGGGCUCCAAGGGAGAUGACGGCCAACCUGGAUUCCCUGGACAGAAGGGUGGCAAGGGAGAGCGCGGAUUUAAGGGCAAUGCCGGUGUUCCCGGUGACUCGAAAUUAGGUCGCCCCGGAGCUCCCGGUGUAUCUGGAGCGCCUGGACAGAAGGGUGAUGCUGGACGUCCCGGCACUCCCGGCCAGAAGGGAGACAUGGGUAUCAAGGGUGACGUCGGCGGCAAGUGCUCAUCCUGCCCGUCCGGUCAGAAGGGCGACAAGGGUACCCGCGGCUUGGAUGGCAUUCCCGGAAACCCCGGUGCCCGCGGUCCGCCCGGAGAGCGCGGCUAUCCCGGUGAUCGAGGACACGACGGUAUCAACGGCAAAACUGGUCUACCCGGUGAUCGAGGCACUGACGGUCUGCCCGGAGCUCCCGGAGCUGACGGUGCCCCCGGUAAAGAUGCCAUUGCGGAUAUGUCAAAGGUGGAGGGCAUUAAGGGUGAGAAGGGUAAUCCCGGCCUGAACGGAGCACCUGGAGUGCAAGGAUUCCCCGGAGCGCCCGGUUUGGGCGGUUUCCCUGGCAUCAAGGGCGAGAUCGGUUUCAAGGGCGACAAGGGUCUGCCCGGUUUCCCUGGCACUGAUGGAAAUCCCGGAACUCCUGGACGUGAUGGCUACAACGGAGCCCCCGGCCUGAGCAUCAAGGGUGAGCCCGGUAUUCCUGGCUUGCACGGAAUGAAGGGCGACAAGGGUACCUUUGGCAUAAGAGGCACCAAGGGAGAGCCCGGAACCUGCGACGCAUCCAAUCUGACUGUACCCUUCAAGGGCGACAAAGGUGACCGCGGCGAGACUGGAAUGAAAGGACAAAACGGAGAGAUGGGCCCGACGGGAGCACAAGGAUAUCCAGGUGAAAAGGGUAACCCCGGUCCCCGUGGUCCAGUGGGUCCCGUCGGACCACGCGGCCUGACUGGAAUUCGAGGCGAGAAGGGCAACCAGGGACCUAUUGGCGCCGCCGGCAAUCCAGGUCGGGAUGGUCUUCGCGGCGUUCCCGGACGCAAUGGUGACCGCGGCCUGAAGGGAGAGCAGGGCAUUUCGGUGGCUGGUCCACCUGGUCCCCAGGGUCUCGAUGGUCUGCAGGGCGAGAAGGGCGUCCGUGGCCCACCCGGAUCCCAGGGUCUGCCCGGUGUUGAUGGCAGCGUUGGAUAUCCCGGAGACAAGGGUGACGCCGGCUUACCUGGUGUGGCCGGACGUCCCGGAGCUGUUGGUGAGAAGGGAGACUUGGGCCCGGUCGGACCGGCUGGUGUUCCCGGACCCCCUGGUAUUCCCGGUAUCGAUGGAGUGCGUGGACGUGACGGCGCCAAGGGUGAGCCCGGCAAUCCCGGCCUGGUCGGUAUGCCCGGCAACAAGGGUGACCGCGGUGCUCCCGGUAAUGAUGGACCCAAGGGCUUCAACGGCAUUGCUGGUGCUCCUGGCAAGCGUGGUCCUGCCGGAGUUCAUGGAAUCUCUGGUGCCAAGGGCGACAAGGGAGCUCGUGGCUUGACUGGCAACGAUGGACCCGUUGGUGGCCGCGGCGCUCCCGGUCCACCGGGAUUGAUGGGCGUGAAGGGAGACCAAGGUUUGACUGGUGCCCCCGGAGAGCCUGGCUUGGACGGUUUGAACGGCGAGAAGGGUAAUCAGGGUUUGCCUGGCUUGGACGGUGCCCCGGGUCUGCCUGGUGAUGCCUCUGAGAAGGGACAAAAGGGUGAGCCGGGUAUCUCGGGACUUCGUGGAGACCAGGGCAUGACGGGCGAACCUGGAUUGCCUGGCGAAAAGGGUCUGCCUGGUCUGGCUGUCCAUGGACGUCCUGGACCGCAGGGCGAGAAGGGCGACACCGGACGCAGUGGCCUCGAUGGACGUGAUGGACUCAAUGGCGAGAAGGGUGACCAGGGUGCUGUGGGCAUGUGGGGCAAGCCCGGUGAGAAGGGAUCUGUUGGUCCCCCCGGCAUUCCCGGUGCUCCCGGCAUUGAUGGUCAGCCCGGCGCUCAAGGUGCACCCGGUCCCGUUGGCUACCCCGGCGCUCAAGGACUCAAGGGCAACGCUGGACUUCCGGGUCUGAAUGGACUUAAAGGCGAGGUUGGACCCGUAGGACCUCAGGGCUAUAUCGGUGCUCAGGGCAUCAAGGGUGACCGCGGACCACGUGGCCAGCCCGGUCUACCGGCCGUAAUCGAUGUUGGACUCCUCCGCGGUGACAAGGGAUCCCAGGGAGAGCGCGGCUUCACCGGUGAGAAGGGAGAACAGGGUGAGCGAGGCGAACAAGGUCUGGUCGGCUACGUCGGUGUCAAGGGUGACCGUGGUCUGGAGGGACCUCGCGGUCUGGACGGCUUGAACGGAUCACCUGGCCAGAAGGGCGACAUCGGACUACAGGGCGAACCCGGCUUCCCGGGACUCACAGUUAAGGGCGAGAAGGGUCUGCCUGGUCGCUAUGGCAAGCACGGACGUGAAGGUCUUACUGGACCUCCUGGCAUCAAGGGUGAGCGCGGUUUGCCCGGCCUGCCCGGAGAACCUGGUCUGGUUGGUCUGCCUGGAGCAAUUGGACCCGCCGGAGCCAAGGGUGAGCGCGGCCUGAGCGGCAGCCCCGGACAAUCGGGUGCGGAUGGAUUCCCCGGCGCCCAAGGACAAAAGGGAGACAUCGGUUUGCAAGGCAUCAAGGGUGAGCGUGGUCUGCCCGGCUUUGAAGGCAAUAAGGGAGACAAGGGCGCACAGGGAGCGCCUGGACCGGCUGGAGUGCCCGGUUUGCCAGGAGCCAAGGGUGAUACUGGCUACCCCGGAUUGGAUGGAACCGAAGGACCAGCUGGUGCGCCUGGUGAUCGUGGCUUCACCGGACCAAAGGGACGCGACGGACGCGAUGGUACCCCGGGUCUGCCAGGACAAAAGGGUGAGCCAGGAGUCCGACCACCACCAGGCCCGAAGGGUGAGCCUGGCCAGCCCGGACGCGAUGGACAGAAGGGCGAAAUUGGACCCCCGGGUGCCCGGGGUUUGACCGGCAUUCAGGGUGAUCGAGGUGAGAAGGGCGAGCGCGGUCUGAUUGGCGAGAGCGGUCUGGUUGGACGUGUCGGACCCAAGGGUGAUCGCGGAGAGCAGGGUCUGAUUGGUCUCGAGGGUGCCGUUGGUGCCAUCGGCGCCAAGGGUGAGCCCGGAGCACCAUGCUCCGCGGCCCUUGACUACCUCACCGGCAUCCUGGUGACGCGUCACAGUCAAAACGACGUGGUGCCCACAUGCUUCCCCGGACAGACGCAACUGUGGACGGGCUACUCCCUGCUGUAUGUGGAUGGCAAUGACUAUGCCCACAACCAGGACCUGGGCUCGCCCGGCUCCUGUGUGCCGCGCUUCUCCACCCUGCCCGUGCUCUCGUGCGGCCAGAAUAACAUCUGCAACUAUGCGUCGCGCAACGACAGGACCUUCUGGCUGUCCACCUCCGCGCCCAUUCCGAUGAUGCCCGUGGAGAACUACGAGAUCAGCAAGUACAUCUCACGGUGCGUGGUUUGCGAGGCGCCAGCCAAUGUGAUUGCCAUGCACAGUCAGUCGCUGGAAAUUCCCAACUGUCCCAAUGGAUGGGAGGGUCUCUGGAUCGGCUACAGUUUCCUCAUGCACACGGCUGUGGCCAAUGGAGGCGGUGGACAGGCGCUGCAAUCACCUGGCUCCUGCCUGGAGGACUUCCGUGCCACGCCCUUCAUCGAGUGCAAUGGCGCCAAGGGCACAUGCCACUUCUAUGAGACAAUGACCAGCUUCUGGAUGGUCACAUUGGAGUCCGGCGAUAGCUUCCAGAAGCCCGAGCAGCAGACGAUCAAGGCCGGCAACCUGCUGUCCCGCGUCUCCAGGUGCCAGGUGUGCAUGAAGAACUCCUCGUAGGACCACCUGGAUGACACACCACUGAGAGACGCCCAGCAUAAGUUUAAUAUCUAAAUGUAAUGCCUUAAAUUUACCAACGAACACAACAAACAACACACACACACAGACGAACCAACAC